CCCCCGCCCCUCCGUGACGUCGUUUCCGCCCAACAUGGCGCAGGCUGGUUGCUAAUGGAGAACUGAAGGAUAUUUUUCUCCUCUCCGCACCUUUCUGCCUUUAUUUAUGUUUCUCUCUCCAGGCUCAGCGCUCGCAGGCCGCUUCCAAAAGGGCAUUUAGUUGUGUGUGACUGACGGCUUUUUCCUCCUCCGCUCCAUCCUCUCCUCGGACCUUUUCCACCGCGUCAUGUAUGAAGGCAAAAAGACGAAAAACAUGUUUUUAACCCGAGCUCUGGAAAAGAUUUUGGCCGAUAAGGAGGUGAAGAAGGCGCAUCACUCCCAGCUGCGCAAAGCCUGCGAGGUAGCGUUGGAGGAAAUAAAAGCAGAAUCGGAGAAACUAAGCCCCCCUGCUGGAGACAGCAAGUCGAGUUCCAGUACCCUGCCUCCCAUCAAAUCCAAGAGCACCUUCAUCGAAGCGGAUAAAUAUUUCCUGCCGUUCGAGUUAGCCUGUCAGUCCAAAUGUCCCCGCAUCGUCAGCACAUCACUAGACUGUUUACAGAAACUCAUAGCUUACGGUCAUCUGACGGGCAGCGCCCCGGACAACACUGCCCCGGGGAAGAAGCUCAUCGACAGGAUCAUCGAGACGAUCUGCGGCUGCUUCCAGGGCCCGCAGACCGACGAGGGAGUUCAGCUUCAGAUCAUAAAGGCCUUGCUGACAGCGGUGACCUCCCAGAAUAUCGAGAUCCAUGAGGGCACGGUGCUGCAGGCUGUCAGGACGUGCUACAACAUCUACCUGGCCAGCAAGAACCUCAUCAAUCAGACGACAGCGAAAGCCACCCUCACCCAGAUGCUUAACGUCAUCUUCGCCCGCAUGGAGAACCAGGCCCUUACAAAUCACAAGAUCAGUUGGUCUAUGGCGUCCAGAAAGCGUGACCGUCAGCUCCAGGAGGCGAAGCAGAUGGAGAGGGAGAGGCACAGGCAGCAUUCUCCGCUCAGCCAGCAGGAGCCUGAGUCUCCACAGCUCCAGCAGCUCCCAGACACCCCGGCCAAGAGUCAGAGCCUGUCGGGCGAGGAGGUGAACGGAGGGUCAGGGGUGGAGGGCGGUACGGCAGAGCACGAAUCGCCCCACUACGAGAGCCCGGAGCCAGAGAACGGCUCUGAUUUCGGCCCUGUAGAGAACGAACAGACCGAGGCGGACCAGGCCACCGCCGCAGAACAGAGCGCGGCCGAGCGUGGUUCACGAGCUCCUGAAGAAGAGGACAGCCUGAAUUAUGAGGAGAAGGCUCAGGAAAUUGUGCAGAGUAUACUGCAGGAGGUGGUCAGCACUGUGACUGGAGAUGCUAAGGAGAGUGUAGGCGGGGAAGUGGAGCCAGAGGCCACGCCUACAUCGCUGGAGGAGGAGGGUGGCCUGAGCAGCGACAGUGAGAACGUCCACGCUAACGGCAUCCCUGGCACACCCAUCUCUGCCAGCUUCACUCCGUCCCUGCCUGACGACAGACUGUCUGUCUCGUCCAGCGACACUCAGGAAUCUGGGGCUCCAGCGGGGCCCGCACCGGGUGCGAAGUUCUCGCACAUUUUGCAAAAAGACGCCUUCCUGGUGUUCCGCUCCCUCUGCAAGUUGUCCAUGAAGCCCCUUUCAGACGGCCCGCCCGACCCAAAAUCCCACGAGUUGCGCUCCAAAGUGCUCUCGCUGCAAUUGCUGCUCUCCAUCCUGCAGAAUGCAGGCCCUAUCUUCAAGACCAACGAGAUGUUCAUCAACGCCAUCAAGCAGUACUUGUGCGUGGCGCUGUCCAAAAACGGCGUCUCCUCCGUCCCCGAGGUCUUCGAGCUCUCCCUGUCCAUCUUCCUGACACUCCUGUCCAACUUCAAAACCCACCUCAAGAUGCAGAUCGAGGUCUUUUUCAAAGAGAUUUUCCUCUACAUCCUCGAGACGUCCACGAGCUCCUACGACCACAAAUGGAUGGUCAUUCAGACGCUCACCAGAAUAUGUGCAGAUGCCCAGAGUGUGGUGGAUAUCUAUGUGAAUUAUGACUGUGACCUGAACGCUGCUAACAUAUUUGAGAGGUUGGUGAACGACCUGUCCAAGAUCGCACAGGGCCGAGGAGGCCACGAGCUGGGCACGACCCCGCUGCAGGAUCUGACUUUGAGAAAGAAGGGUCUGGAGUGUCUCGUGUCAAUCCUCAAGUGCAUGGUGGAGUGGAGUAAGGAUCAGUACGUGAACCCUAACUCUCAGACCACUCUCGGCCAGGAGAAGCCUUCUGAGCAGGAGGCCAACGAGUCCAAGCACCCAGAGACCAUUAACCGCUAUGGCAGCAUUAAUUCUCUGGACUCCACAGCUUCCUCAGGCAUCGGCAGCUACAGCACGCAGAUGUCCGGUACUGAUAAUCCAGAGCAGUUCGAAGUGCUCAAACAGCAGAAGGAAAUCAUCGAGCAAGGCAUUGACCUGUUCAACAAGAAACCAAAGAGGGGCAUCCAAUAUCUGCAGGAGCAAGGCAUGCUGGGAACAACGCCAGAGGACAUCGCUCAGUUCUUACAUCAGGAGGAGAGGCUGGAUUCUGUCCAAGCCGGAGAGUUUCUGGGAGACAACGAUCGCUUCAACAAGGAAGUGAUGUAUGCCUAUGUGGACCAAAUGGACUUCCAAGGGAAGGACUUUGUGUCAGCCCUGCGUCUGUUCCUGGAGGGCUUCCGGCUCCCUGGGGAAGCACAGAAAAUCGAUCGGCUCAUGGAGAAAUUUGCGGCUAGAUAUUUAGAGUGCAACCAGCGACAAACCCUGUUUGCGAGUGCAGACACAGCGUAUGUCCUUGCUUAUUCAAUCAUCAUGUUGACUACAGACCUUCAUAGUCCACAGGUGAAGAAUAAAAUGACAAAAGAGCAGUACAUCAUGAUGAACAGAGGGAUCAAUGACAGUAAAGACUUGCCGGAGGACUACUUGUCAUCCAUCUACAACGAAAUCGCAGGGAAGAAGAUAUCUAUGAAGGAGACGAAGGAAUUGCCGCUCAAAUCGAACAAACAAAGCGUGGCCAGUGAGAAACAGAGACGGCUGCUGUACAACGUGGAGAUGGAGCAGAUGGCGAAGACGGCUAAGGCUCUGAUGGAGGCAGUGAGCCACGUUCAGGCCCCGUUCACCAGCGCCACCCACCUGGAGCACGUCAGGCCUAUGUUUAAGCUGGCCUGGACCCCAUUCCUGGCGGCCUUCAGCGUGGGUCUGCAGGACUGCGAUGACACCGAGGUAGCAUCUCUGUGCCUGGAGGGUAUUCGCUGCGCCAUCAGAAUAGCUUGCAUCUUCACCAUACAAUUGGAGAGAGAUGCGUAUGUGCAGGCUCUGGCUCGCUUCACCUUGCUCACUGCCAGCUCUGGGAUCGCGGAGAUGAAGCAGAAGAACAUCGAUACUAUCAAGACCCUUAUCACAGUAGCUCACACUGAUGGGAAUUACCUGGGAAACUCGUGGCACGAGAUUCUGAAGUGCAUUAGUCAGUUGGAGCUGGCCCAGCUCAUCGGUACAGGGGUGAAGGCUCGCUACAUAUCCGGGACUGUUCGGGGCAAAGAUGGCUUCAUCAUUAGCACCAAAGAGCAGAGUCCAGACGAGUACCUGGGCCUCGUUGGUGGGAAUGUAGACCGGAAGCAGAUUGCUAGCAUUCAAGAAUCCAUCGGAGAGACCAGCUCUCAGAGCGUUGUGGUUGCUGUGGACAGAAUAUUCACAGGAUCCAUUAGAUUGGAUGGUAAUGCUAUAGUUGAUUUUGUGCGCUGGCUGUGUGCUGUGUCCAUGGACGAGCUGGCCUCUCCGACCCACCCGCGCAUGUUCAGCCUGCAGAAGAUUGUUGAGAUCUCCUACUACAACAUGGGCCGCAUCAGGCUCCAGUGGUCCAGGAUCUGGGAAGUGAUUGGAGAUCAUUUCAACAAGGUGGGCUGUAAUCCCAACGAGGACGUCGCUAUCUUCGCCGUGGAUUCGCUCAGGCAGUUGUCCAUGAAGUUUUUGGAGAAGGGAGAACUGGCCAACUUCAGAUUUCAGAAGGAUUUCUUGAGGCCGUUUGAGCACAUCAUGAAAAAGAACAGAUCGCCCACUAUCAGAGACAUGGUGGUACGCUGCAUAGCUCAGAUGGUGAACUCGCAGGCGGGGAACAUCCGCUCAGGCUGGAAGAACAUUUUCUCAGUAUUCCACCUAGCAGCCUCGGAUCAGGACGAGAGCAUCGUGGAGCUCGCCUUCCAGACCACCGGACACAUCGUCACGAAUGUAUUUGAGAAGCACUUUCCUGCCACCAUCGACUCCUUCCAGGACGCCGUGAAGUGUCUGUCCGAGUUCGCCUGCAACGCGUCGUUCCCCGACACCAGCAUGGAGGCCAUCCGACUGAUCCGCCACUGCGCCAAAUACGUCUCCGACAGGCCUCAGGCCUUUAAAGACUACACUAGCGACGAUAUGAACGUAGCCCCAGAGGAUCGGGUGUGGGUGCGAGGCUGGUUCCCCAUCCUGUUCGAGCUCUCCUGCAUCAUCAACAGGUGCAAGCUGGACGUCCGAACCAGGGGUCUGACGGUGAUGUUUGAGGUGAUGAAGACGUACGGUCACACGUACGAGAAACACUGGUGGCAAGACUUGUUCCGGAUCGUCUUCAGAAUCUUCGACAAUAUGAAGCUGCCGGAGCAGCAGACCGAGAAAGCAGAGUGGAUGACCACAACCUGCAACCACGCACUUUAUGCCAUCUGUGACGUCUUCACGCAGUACUUCGAGUCUCUCAGCAAUGUUCUGCUGGACAACAUCCUCUCUCAGCUCUACUGGUGUGUGCAGCAAGAUAACGAGCAGCUGGCGAGAUCCGGAACCAACUGCUUGGAGAACGUCGUGAUCCUGAACGGAGAGAAGUUCACGCCCGAGACCUGGGACAAGACGUGCAACUGCAUGCUGGACAUCUUCAAGACCACCAUCCCACACGCGUUGUUGACGUGGAAGCCGGCCGGGCCGGACGGUGAUCGCGUGACUCAGCCGGACUCGGACAAACAACCGGACUCCACGUCCCAGAAGUCUGUGGACAUCCAGACCCGGGCAGAGGACCAGCACUCUGUGAGCAGUGUGGAGAAGGACAAGGCGCUGGCAGAGAAUCGGAGACCGAGUCAGUUCAGUUUGGCUUCAGGAGUCCAGGAGCAGAGGCUGUUCGCAGCACUCCUCAUUAAGUGCGUGGUGCAGCUGGAGCUCAUCCAGACCAUCGACAACAUCGUCUUCUUCCCGGCCACCAGCAAGAAGGAGGACGCCGAGAACUUGGCGGCAGCACAGAGAGACGCUCUGGACGCCGACGUGCAGGUGGAGACGCAGGAUCAGGGAAUGUACCGCUACCUGACCUCGGAGCAGCUGUUUAAACUGCUGGACUGCCUGCUGGAGUCGCAUCGCUUCGCUAAAGACUUCAACUCCAACAACGAGCAGAGGACGGCGCUGUGGAAGGCUGGUUUUAAAGGGAAGUCCAAACCCAACCUGCUGAAACAGGAGACGAGCAGUCUGGCCUGUGGCCUGCGCAUCCUCUUCCGCAUGUACACAGACCCGAGCAGACGGGACGCCUGGGAGGAGGUGCAGAGACGUCUGCUCAACGUGUGCAGUGAUGCCGUGGAUUAUUUCCUCAAGCUGACGUCGGAGAGUCACCGCGAGGCCUGGACUAACCUGCUGCUCCUCUUCCUCACCAAAGUGCUGAAGAUCAGCGAUGAACGGUUCAAGGCCCACGCCUCCCGUUACUACCCGCUGCUGUGUGACAUCAUGCAGUUCGACCUGAUCCCCGAGCUGAGAGCCGUCCUGAGGAAGUUCUUCCUGCGCAUCGGGCUCGUGUUCCACAUCGCUCACACUCUGGAACCGCAGCAAGAGGCCUAGAGCUGUGCCUCGUUCUCCUCUUAUCCGCCCGUCCGACUGGUUUACGAUCGUGAUCUAAUCUCUCCCCAAACGCAGCGCACUCCAGACGCCCUAAAAGGAUGCGACCGGAAGCUUCUAGAAGAGUGUCUUGAUGGUACUUCUAGCAAUGUUCGAGACUAGACCGCGUCUAGACUGGAAAUAAUCACGGGCACGUUUAAGACUCGUAAAUCAUCCACAGGAUCCGGAUCGCGGUAACGACCGACUAUUUCAACUCCUCGACGUUGGAGAUCCUCAGGGAUCCCGAGUAGAUAAAAUUUCAACAUAAAGUUCACGCUGUGUGAAGAACGAUGAAGAGUCACCAUCGAGUUAAACACUUAGUAAUUAGUCCGGAUAACGAGUAACGGCUGUUGCUCAACUAUUCUAAUGUCCUUUUUUUGGUUUUGCACUGCUAAUGGCUAACAUUAGCAUGAAUAGCUCCUUAAUCCGUGAUCUAGUUGUACAGAAAAAGAGGCUUGUAAAAUAAUCCCAUAACACUAGAUUUUAUUUCUAAAUCUUUUUUUGUUUGUUUGUCUGAAUUUGCUGCACUCGUUUUCCUUUUCAAAUGCACUGGAGAUUUUUACUUUUGUGAUAAUUUAUUUAACUAUGCCAUCUCUCCCAGAUUGUCCAAUACGAUUUCUAAUUGAUACCUUAUCUAUCAAUCAAUCAACUAUAUAUAUACACACACACUAUAUAUAUAGUUAAAUUAUUCCAUUUUAUAUGUACUGAUGCUUUUUUUUUUUUAAAGGUAAAACGUAUAAAGAAGGUAACAUCUGGGGAUCCUUCAAUACUGGAACAUAGGGGUAGGAAAAAAAAAAGAGAGACGGGGAGAGAUUGCACCCUGAUGUGAGCUGCAUCUGAGUCACUGGUCUAUAUAAUCCUGACGUAAGCUUCACUGUAUGUGUACAAAUUUAAAAAGCUAAUAUAUUUAAAUCUUCUCUUUGGUUUGGGGAUGGGGUUGUGUUCUAGAGGACAGACUGAAUCAUUGCGCUUAGAGACGGUCGAGCUGAAGCAUUCCUGAUUACGGUGGGUGAAGUGUAUAAUGGUACAGCACUGUAAAGUUUUCUAUGUGGAAUAAACGAUCUGUACAACUGUGUAA
Molecule: messenger RNA, 6935 nt
Organism: Ictalurus punctatus (channel catfish)
Lineage: Eukaryota; Metazoa; Chordata; Actinopteri; Siluriformes; Ictaluridae
Gene: arfgef1
Product: ADP-ribosylation factor guanine nucleotide-exchange factor 1 (brefeldin A-inhibited)
Exons: 40
Coding region: 227-5821 (1864 amino acids)
Biological process (GO): regulation of ARF protein signal transduction
Molecular function (GO): guanyl-nucleotide exchange factor activity
Source: RefSeq, a predicted model, not a curated record